AUGAGCACUGUAAAAAGUUCAUUACCAGAGUUAGACCAAGAGGAACUGUCGAAGACUAACCCAUUCAUCAAAAUUGUGCAUGGUCAAACUAUUGUUGAAGUUCCGGAAUUGGAACUAGAAUGUGGAAUCACGAUUAAUAAUUUCCCGAUCGCAUAUAAGACAUGGGGAUAUCUAAACGAGGCCAAGGAUAAUGUCUUAGUUAUUUGCCAUGCGUUGACUGGCUCGUCGGAUGUCUCUGACUGGUGGGGUCCUUUACUAGGGAACGGAUUAGCUUUUGAUCCAUCCAAAUUUUUUAUUAUUUGUUUGAAUUCUAUGGGUUCGCCAUACGGUUCAUUUUCGCCAUUAUCUAUUGAUUCUUCCACUGGUGAAAGAUACGGACCUGAGUUCCCUCUUUGUACCGUUAGGGACGAUGUGAAUGCACAUAGGAUAGUAUUGGACUCACUUGGAAUAAGCUCUAUAGCAUGUGUUAUUGGUGGUUCUAUGGGUGGUAUGGUCGCCUUGGAAUGGGCUGCAAUUUUUGGUACUGAUUACGUCAAAAACCUUAUCGCUUUGGCAACAUCAGCAAGACACUCUGCCUGGUGUAUAUCCUGGUCGGAAGCACAAAGACAGUCUAUAUAUUCAGACCCGAAGUAUCUUGAUGGGUAUUACCCAUUAGAAGAGCCACCAACCGUUGGGUUAUCUGCUGCCAGAAUGUCGGCAUUAUUGACUUAUCGUUCAAGAAACAGUUUUGAAAACAAAUUUGCUAGAUCAGUUCCUUCUCAGCAACAUCAACAGAAAUCUGGCCGUUCUGAAUCACAAAAUAGUCUCACGUCAAAGAAAUUGCAAGAACUCAAUAAAGAAAUUCACAACGACGGCCAUUAUCGCAGAAACUCACCAUCAUUUGAAAGAAAACCAAGUGUAUCAUCUGUUUCCUCAUCUUGUUCUUCACCAAGGGAUUCUAAUCACUCUUUGUCAUCAUCUACAUCUACUACUUCUUUGAACAGAUUAAAGGGUUCAAAACAGGUUAAACCCGUACAAACAUACUUCUCUGCCCAAUCUUACUUGCGUUACCAAGGUGAGAAAUUCAUUAAAAGAUUUGAUGCCAACUGUUACAUUUCAAUCACCAGAAAAUUGGACACACAUGAUUUGGCUCGUGACAGAGAUGAUGAAGAUAUAACUCAUGUUCUUGGGUCCUUCAAACAGCCAACUUUAGUCAUCGGUAUCUCUUCAGAUGGACUGUUCACUUACUCUGAACAGGAAUUUUUGGCAAAUAACAUUCCAAAGGCCAGAUUGGAAAAGAUAGACUCGCCGGAAGGGCAUGAUGCAUUUUUAUUAGAGUUUAAAUUGAUAAAUGAAUUGAUUAAAAGUUUCCUUGCGACUAACUGCAAGGGCCUGGUCAGUUCAGAGGGUCGUCUUUGGCAGGACACAAGCGAAGUUGUAACAAACUCUGUGUUUGGAGAAGCCGAAGAAGUUACCAAUUGGUGA
Messenger RNA from Kluyveromyces lactis, 1464 nucleotides. RefSeq names its product homoserine O-acetyltransferase (gene MET2). Gene Ontology annotation, biological process: L-homoserine metabolic process. Gene Ontology annotation, molecular function: homoserine O-acetyltransferase activity. NCBI's taxonomy places the organism in Eukaryota, Fungi, Ascomycota, Saccharomycetes, Saccharomycetales, Saccharomycetaceae. The transcript has a single exon. Bases 1 to 1464 code for a protein of 487 amino acids. The record is from RefSeq and is a predicted model, not a curated record.